CUAAUGAGGCCGGGCGGCGCGCGCCCAUUGGCUCGGCCCCGAGCCCGUGUCCCGCCUGACGUCACGGGCGCUAUAAAACUCCGCAAUGCUUUAAACUCUCCUGCCGGAUCAAACCUUUAAAUAUUUUUCAUCUUCUUGCUGUAGCUUUGAGGCCGAGUUGUUUUUUUUUCUCUCUCUCUUUUUUUUUUUUUUUAACUCUUAUUAUUAUUAUUAUUUCGGUUGCGAUACAGACUUUGAUUUUUUUUAUAUUUUUGCCUUCGCUCUCUUUCCCUCCUCCCUCCCCCGAUGAACCUCUCUCCUCGCUCUGCACUUUGCAGGAGAGAGCCCAGAGGAAAAGCACCAUGAAGUGUUAAAAAUAACAAAACAAAACAACAACAACAACAAAUUUACUCGCAACAACACCAGCUAACACUUCCAGCUGCGGCUCGCGAGCUGCGAAAGAGCGAGAGGAGAGAGAGAGAGAAGGGAGGGAGAGAGGAGGAAAAAAAAACCCUCUAUGCAAAAGGCGAAUAGCGAGAGCCCCGCGCUCUGAUGCAUCAGCGGAGCCUCUGCGAGGGAUAACGCGGAGCGGGAGAGGAGCCGCCGGGGCGGACCGGAUCGGAGGCAGAGCAGGAGAGCGGAGCGGAGCUCGCCAAAAAUCAAGCUGGCUCACCCGGUGGCGACUCAGAGCAGCCCCCUCGCUCCCGGAGCGCACCCUUUCUGGAGGACUCUCGGCAGCAAAAGGAUGGCAUCAGAGCUGGCGAUGAGCAGCUCCGACCUGCCCACCAGUCCCCUGGCCAUGGAAUAUGUUAAUGACUUCGAUCUGAUGAAGUUUGAAGUGAAAAAGGAGCCGGUGGAGACCGAUCGCAUUAUCAGCCAGUGCGGCCGCCUGAUCGCCGGGGGAUCGCUCUCCUCCACCCCGAUGAGCACGCCCUGCAGCUCCGUGCCCCCGUCCCCCAGCUUCUCGGCGCCCAGCCCCGGCUCCGGUUCCGACCAGAAGACCCACCUGGAAGACUACUACUGGAUGACGGGGUACCCGCAGCAGCUCAACCCGGAGGCGCUGGGCUUCAGCCCCGAGGACGCGGUGGAGGCGCUGAUCAACAGCAGCCACCACCCGCUGCCCGGCGCCUUCGAUGGCUAUGCUAGAGGGCAGCAGCUGGCCGCGGCCGCCGGCGGCUCCGUGCCGGCCGAGGAGAUGGGCUCGGCGGCCGCCGUGGUGUCGGCGGUGAUCGCCGCGGCGGCGGCGCAGGGCGGCGCGCCCCACUACCACCACCACCACCACCACCCGCACCACGGCGGCGGCGGCGGCGGCGGCGGCGGCGGGCACCCCCACGCCGCGGCGCCGGGCAGCGCGCCGCCCUCCUCCGCCUCCUCGGCCGCCGGCUCCGGCUCCGGCGGCGGCGGCGGCGGCGGCGGUGGCGGCGCCGGGGGGCUGCACCACCCGCACCACGGCGGCGGCGGCGGCGGCGGCGGCGGCGGCCUCCACUUCGACGACCGCUUCUCCGACGAGCAGCUGGUGACCAUGUCGGUGCGGGAGCUGAACCGGCAGCUGCGGGGCGUCAGCAAGGAAGAGGUGAUCCGGCUGAAGCAGAAGAGGAGGACCCUCAAAAACAGGGGCUAUGCCCAGUCCUGCCGCUUCAAGAGGGUCCAGCAGCGGCACGUCCUGGAGUCGGAGAAGAACCAGCUGCUGCAGCAAGUGGAGCACCUAAAGCAGGAGAUCUCCAGGCUGGUCCGGGAGAGGGACGCCUACAAGGAAAAGUACGAGAAGCUGGUCAGCAAUGGCUUCAGAGAAAACGGAUCCAGCAGCGACAACCCUUCCUCUCCAGAGUUUUUCAUGUACCCGAGAGAAUCAUCUACAACGGUGAUGUGAAAAUCCCUGUUACCUGAGGUCAAAAAUAAAAGUCUCCCAGAAGACCUGGAGUGGUGAUGGCUGGAUGCAGAGGAGAUCACACUGCUUAUAGAUCUGCACCAUGAGGAGGCCAAAAGUUCUGCAGCAGCAGGAGGUAAGCCAGGACUGCUGAUGGGUGUAAGGAGCAGAGAGCAAAGCCACGUGAGUUUGAGAAGAAGGCAGCAGCACCCCUGAGUAUGGAGACUUUGGGGCAGUGUCAUGGUCCUGUACAGGAAACUUGAAGAGACACUGAAAACUUCAGGUGGGAACACACCACCCAACCAGCUGCUUGCGUGGUUUGGUCCAUGGACCUUUGGGGUCUGCCCACCAGAGACUGAAAACUCUUCAAUUACCCUGAAUUUCCUCUUUAUGGACUUCUGAUGUGAUAGGAAUGGCCCAAAAAAAUCCAAUAUAUCUUCUUCACCAUAGUGUUUCCAGCCUGCUAACUUUCCCAGGACUACUUUCUGCUCAAAUUACUGGAACUUAAUUACAUGAGGUUUAAUUUCAGUUGCUUGGCCAGCUUUAAAAACAUAUAUUCAAAUUUGAACCACAAGGACAGAAUUUUGGGAGCCUCUUUGUCCUCUCACUUUGUGUUAAUUUAAAUGAGGAAACUGUGCCUGUGAAUCUCUGCCUUGCUUCACCUAUUCCUAGUCGGUCUCAGCUCUGGAGAGACAUCCCUGACUCCCAGCAGUUUAAGGGAGAGCACAAACAACCCCUUAUGUUAUAGUUUAUGUUUUUGACACUGUGCAAACAGUAGAUUUUUGUCUCCUGCUUAUGCAUUUUCUUGUAAAUAAAAUGUAUUGGGACCAGAGAUGGAGUUACACUGACUUUACACCCGAUAAUGUAUUGACAUUUUACAAGAAAAUGUUGUAUUAUCCAUUCAUUUCACAAGUAGAUCUUACAAUGUUUAAUUACAAUACAAAAAAAGAAGUGGAAGGAGAAUCAAGGGAGGGACAUGAAGACAGAAUGCAAAAGGACAUGGAUGAGAAGUGGUGGAGGAUAACAGUACCUAUCAAGGCAUUAUCUGAGAAUUCCUAUGAUUAGGACUUAUCUUUCUGGCUUCAUUAUUUCACUAUAAUCUGCUGUUUACCUGAUAAGUAAUAAAUAACCUCCAAACUUUA
Messenger RNA from Serinus canaria (Common canary), 2988 nucleotides. It is a transcript of the gene MAF, whose product is annotated as MAF bZIP transcription factor. The transcript has 3 exons. Gene Ontology annotation, cellular component: nucleus. The coding region runs from base 725 to 1849 and encodes 374 amino acids. Gene Ontology annotation, molecular function: DNA-binding transcription factor activity, RNA polymerase II-specific; RNA polymerase II cis-regulatory region sequence-specific DNA binding. Gene Ontology annotation, biological process: regulation of transcription by RNA polymerase II. NCBI's taxonomy places the organism in Eukaryota, Metazoa, Chordata, Aves, Passeriformes, Fringillidae. The record is from RefSeq and is a predicted model, not a curated record.